UCCUCCGCCACGCGAUGUAGUUCGCCAGCGGUGGCGGAAACAAAGUUGUUGCUAGGCGACAGUGAAGUCAGGCGUCGCGCACUGAUAUUCAAAUUAACUGUCAGGUGUGCGAUAAAUUACAAACCGCGCUGGAGGCGUGUCAGCCAAUCAGAGCCGAGGACCGGGACUCGCUCCUUCUUCUUCUCUCCUAGACUUUUAACAAGCUAACAUGCUAACAUGCUAGCAGCGGAGGAGCUAACUAUGUUCGGAGGCUCCUGUGCGGACUGAGCCGAUUUAAGCUAACUCCUGCAGGAGCCCCGUUAGCCACAGGAUCGCUCCACGCCUCCUCCUCCCCCCCCCGCCCCGCUGCGAGUCACACGUGAUGACGGAGCUGCUGUCGCGGGGACGCGGUGUUGAUGAAGAUGAUGAUGAUGAUGAUGAUGUUGGGAAACGUCCUCUGGCUCACGGGCGGUGCUGUGUGAACAUUGUCCGGAGGUCCUCGGAGCCGAGCGCGUGUUAACGAUGAUGGGACCCCGGUCGUUGACGGGAGCAGAGCCAGAGGCAGCAAUGAACCCACCACACCGAUCAUCAAAUUCCCAUGAUGUCAGGCCGUCCACUGAGUCCCUGCAGAAAAACAACAGCAGCAACUCUGGUGUUAUUCUGGACAUCUCGGCUCUGAAGAUGGCGGAGGUGGAUUCAGAGGUGCCUCCACUUCCACCGCGCUACCGCUUCAGGGACUUGCUUCUGGGAGACCAGACAUUUCCGAAUGAUGACAGGGUGCAGGUGGAGUUCUACGUGAAUGAAAACACCCUCAAGGAGAGGCUGAAGCUUUUCUUCAUCAAAAACCAAAGGUCAAGCCUGAGAAUUCGCAUGUUCAACUUCUUUCUGAAGAUUCUCACCUGUGUCCUGUACAUUGUGAGAGUGUCCCUGGAUGACUCCACGGCGGUCAACUGUAACCCAUGCACCGCAAUAUGUCACAACAACAGUCGGACAAAUACAACAGAGUCGCUAAAAAUCAAUUGGGAUCUGAUUUUCUGGGUGAAUAGACACGAGUGUGUUUGGGCGAUACAGGUGACAGUGGCCUUAAUCGGUUUCUUGGAGACCAUGCUUAUCACAUAUCUCAGCUACAAGGGGAACAUUUGGGAGCAGAUCUUCAAGAUAUGCUUCAUAUUGGAGAUGAUCAAUACAGUGCCAUUCAUAAUCACCAUUUUCUGGUGUUCAUUGAGAAACAUAUUCGUCCCUGUGUUUCUUAAUUGCUGGCUUGCCAAAGGUGCCCUGGAGAACAUGAUCAAUGAUUUCCAUCGAGCCAUCCAGAGGACCCACUCUGCCAUGUUCAACCAGGUGGUCAUCCUCAUCUGCACCUUACUGUGUCUGGUUUUCACUGGAGCUUGUGGUAUCGAGCACCUCGAGCGAGCUGGGAAGCCCCUGAGUAUUUUUUACGCGUUAUAUUUCUGCAUCGUCACCUUCUCCACUGUGGGCUACGGGGACGUCACGCCAAAGAUCUGGCCGUCCCAGCUGCUGGUGGUCAUUCUCAUCUGCGUUGCCCUGGUGGUGCUCCCACUGCAGUUUGAAGAGCUAGCAUACCUGUGGAUGGAGAGACAGAAGUUAGGGGGGAACUACAGCCGCCACCGGGCCCAGACGGAGAAGCAUGUGGUGUUGUGUGUGAGCUCGCUGAAGAUCGACCUGCUGAUGGAUUUCCUUAACGAGUUCUACGCUCAUCCCAGACUUCAGGACUAUUACGUGGUGAUUCUGUGUCCGACAGAGAUAGACAUUCAGGUUCGUCGCAUCCUCCAAAUCCCUCUGUGGUCCCAGAGGGUCAUCUACCUGCAAGGAUCUGCCCUCAAAGACCAGGACCUCAUGAGGGCCAAGAUGGAUGACGCUGAGGCCUGCUUCAUCCUGAGCAGCAGGAACGAAGUCGACCGAACUGCUGCUGAUCACCAGACUAUUUUAAGGGCCUGGGCUGCAAAGGACUUUGCUCCAAACUGUCCCCUCUACGUCCAGAUUCUCAAACCAGAAAACAAAUUUCAUGUCAAGUUUGCUGAUCAUGUAGUUUGUGAAGAGGAGUUCAAAUAUGCCAUGUUGGCGCUCAACUGUGUGUGUCCGGCCACGUCCACCUUAGUCACUCUCUUGGUUCACACCUCCAGGGGACAGGAGGGGCAGCUGUCACCUGAGAACUGGCAGAAGAUGUACGGGCGCUGCUCGGGAAACGAGGUCUACCACAUCCGUUUGUGUGACAGCAAGUUUUUUGGGGAGUAUGAUGGAAAAAGCUUCACCUACGCCUCCUUCCAUGCACAUAAGAAGUAUGGUGUGUGUUUGAUCGGAGUGAAGAGGGAGGACAACAAGAGCAUCCUCCUCAACCCCGGCCCCCGCCACAUCAUGGCUGCCGCGGACACAUGCUACUACAUCAACAUCACCAAGGAGGAGAACUCGGCCUUCAUCUUCAAACAGGAGGAGAAGCACAGCAAAGGUCUGUCCGUCUCCGGCCUCUACGACGCCCCCUCCAGGCUGCCCGUGCACAGCAUCAUCGCCAGCAUGGUUGAUCAGGCCACUUCAUAUGGAACCGUAGCCAUAGACCUCCAGAACCCCGAUCCGCCCGAGGAAAGCGGUAAGCUGACCUUGCCGACGGAGAACGGAGACGGAAGCCGCAGGCCGAGCAUCGCACCGGUCCUCGAGAUCGCCGACUCCUCCGCCAUUCUGCCCUGCGACCUCCUCAGCGACCAAUCGGAGGAUGAGACCAACCAGUCAGACGAGGAGGGCUCUGUAGGGUCAGAUUUUGUGAAGGGCUACCCUCCUAACUCGCCCUACAUCGGCAGCUCUCCCACUCUGUGCCACCUCCUGCCUCAGAAGGCUCCGUUCUGCUGCCUGCGCCUCGACAAGGGCUGCACACAUAGCAGCUUCGUGGAUGCUAAAGCGUACGGCUUCAAGAACAAGCUGAUCAUAGUGUCCGCUGAGAUGGCGGGAAACGGCCUCUACAACUUCAUUGUCCCCCUGCGUGCGUACUAUCGGCCCAGGAAGGAGCUCAACCCCAUAGUGCUGCUGCUGGAUAACGCGCCAGACAACCACUUCUUAGAGGCCAUUUGCUGCUUUCCAAUGGUUUACUUCAUGGCUGGCACCAUCGAUAACCUGGACAACCUGCUGCAGUGUGGGAUCAUCUACGCCGACAACUUGGUGGUUGUGGACAAAGAGAGCACCAUGUGCGCUGAGGAGGACUACAUGGCCGACGCCAAGACCAUCGUCAACGUCCAGACUAUGUUCAGGUUGUUCCCCAGCCUCAGCAUCAUCACCGAGCUCACACACCCGUCCAACAUGAGGUUCAUGCAGUUCAGAGCCAAGGACUGCUACUCUCUCGCUCUCUCCAAGCUGGAGAAGAUAGAGCGAGAUAAGGGCUCCAACCUGGCCUUCAUGUUCCGGCUGCCGUUUGCUGCAGGCAGGGUUUUCAGUAUCAGCAUGUUGGAUACGCUGCUUUACCAGUCAUUUGUUAAGGACUACAUGAUCGCCAUCGCGAGGCUCCUGCUUGGUCUGGACACGACGCCUGGCUCUGGGUACCUGUGUGUUAUGAAGAUCACGGAGGAGGAUCUGUGGAUCAGGACUUACGGAAGACUCUUCCAGAAACUGUGCUCCUCCAGCGCUGAGAUCCCCAUCGGGAUUUACCGCACCGAGUCGCACAUGUUCUCAACCUCAGAGUCCAAGGACAGUUAUGCACAGUCUCAGGUGUCCAUCAACGUGGAGCAUGGCGAGGAGCAACGAGAGCGCAGAGAUGCCUGGAAGGAGAAGGUGGCCCACAGAAACUCCACUGCCAGCGACCAAUCGGAGCACCCGCUGCUGAGGAAGAAGAGCAUGCAGUGGGCGCGGCGUCUGAGCAGGAAGAGCGCCAAGCCGCCCAGUCGAACCGAGCGCAUCUCGCAGCAGAGACUCAACCUGUACCGACGCUCUGAGCGGCAGGAGCUGUCCGAGCUGGUCAAGAAUCGCAUGAAGCACCUGGGCCUGCCCACCGUCGGAUACGAGGAUGUUUCUAAUCUCACUGCGAGCGAUGUCAUGAAUCGAGUAAAUCUAGGAUAUUUGCAAGAGUUGCAGGACAUUUCAGAGCACCCGUAUACAGAGGGGACCAGGCCGCCAGACGAGAUGAACGACCACCAGAACACGCUGUCGUACGUCCUCAUCAAUCCUCCUCCCGACACCAUGCUGGAGCUCAACGACAUCGUGUACAUUAUCCGGUCCGACCCGCUGGCUCACAUGCCGGAGGACUCGCAGGUGGGGCAGGCUCGAGGCUCCAGGAAUCAACAGGAGUUUGGCACCGAGACGAGAGAUGAGACUCACCUCUGAAACCCCACCCAGCGCUCCACACUCUGACCCUUAACCCUCUCAGCUCCACCCGGGCCGGACGGAGCUCGUUUGUCUCACAAAGAUGAAGGCUUGUCUCGGGCCAAGAACAAGCGUCCACAGCGAAUGUGCAUUAGGUGUCUCUCUCAGCCUCGGACCUGGAAGCAAUGAAUAUUUGAAGAGACUGUGCUGAGAGACCUGCUGUUUCCCCACUGAGCUGCUACAGGAGGAUGCAUGAAGAGUGCCUCGUCAUCGCCCCCGACUCCCCUCGCACGCCCACGGAACGAGCACACGUCGCCCUCGCCAAACAAUCUGAGAAGCAGGCGCUGCUAACGACUCCCCAACCAGAACUCUGAGGGAUGCGAUCGAUGUUGUGAAAGGUGUCAAGGUGUUUUGGGGGGGGGGUUUUCUCCCUCAUGCACACACCAUCAUUUAAAAUCAUCACUUCACUCAUGCUUUUCUCAAGUGGGGGAGUUUCCCUCGUGUGCACAUCCUCUACGCCUGUUGCUACCUAAACUCGCAAAAGAACCAAAUCUCGGGGGAUUCACACCCAGGGAUUAAAGGUGUUUGUGCUACAACAGACUUCUGUCAAUUAGUUUCCUGAGCAUUGAAGAUAAAUAUAGGAUUUUAACUCUAAACGACAAAACCCUGUGAUUAGUCGUUCGGGCGAAAUACAGGUUUGUCGCUCAAGUUGUCUUACGUUGUGCUAUACCCUUGUUAUGUCAGUAGGUGGCGCUAAUCAGCUGUGAAUUUGUUUGCGACUGGGGUUAGCGGGUACCAUUCUCGUAAAGCUAAUUACUGGUGAGAAAGAAAUGACCCACGACUUGCAGGUUAGUGAUCAAGUAAAAUCUUAACAAAACAAAUUUACAAAAGAAACGCACAACUAUAAAAUGUUUUUUUCGGCUAAAUGUCGUCAAAAGGAAACGUGACAGUAAAUCUGCUGUUUCAUUUCUUUUUAUUCCCUUUUUUGGGGGGGGGCUUUAAUCCCUGUCCACCCUCCUGCACAGCUUCAGUCAGGUUUUAUAAAGAGAAACAUCCAUUCAUCCAUUCACCAUGAAAUCAGAGCACAUAUGAACUUUCGUUUGGUUUUGAUUCUCUUUAUCUGACGGGACUUUCAUUGUCGUUCUGAGCACAAAUUUUUUUACGACACAUAAUCAUCUAUGAAUAUUUACACUUAUAUCAACCAUAUUACAUCAUCCUUUUCUCUGUUGUGUCUUUGGAAACUGAACUUUUUCUCGUUGUUGUUGUUGUUGUUGAAAAGUGAUUAUUGUUAAUUUAUUCCACUAUUUACGAUUAUUUUAAUCAUAUCUGCUGUACUGUUUGUGCCAUUUCCGUUCACUUGAUUUCUUACAUUUUUACAUUAUGUAUUUAAAAGAAAUUGCACAUUGCCAGUAUGUGCCACUCUGCAUCUAUGUGAUGUCAGAGUUUAUUUUGGAGCCUGACCGAUACAUGAUACAUGCGUCUGCAGGAGAGAAAUCACAAGAUAUAUACCAGGUAAUAAGAGAUAAAUACAUAGGAUAUAUACAAUAUAUAUAUAUAAGGCUUAAGGCUCUUAUUUUGAAACGUGAGACAGGAAGGAAUCUUGUUAAAUCGUCACGUUCAUCAUCACAAGCAUGAUGCCUGGAAAGACGUCACGUGAGAAGAGAUGCGUAAAUACACACGUGAUCACUAAUUUAUUAUCCAGAUUACAACUGAUAAUACUGUCAUGAAAUUAUCAAAUUAUCGUACAUCUUGUAUUAUUGAUCGUACUGUCGGCAAAAUGAUCGUAGAAAUACGAUCACUAUCGUACAUCUGGCAGCCGUGAGAGGAGUUACGAAAUACGUCAACUGCAAUGUGACAUUUUCAUCAGUCAGGGAAUAUGUCAUCGAUUAGUUUUAGCUAAUAUCAACAUCAGUAUCGGCCUGAAGAAAAUCCAGUAUCGGUCAGGUUCUAGUGUUUUGUUUAUUUAUUUAUCUGAAGUCGAUGGUACAUAUUAAUUAGAUCUUUCAGUUUCAUAACUCUCAUCAUGUUGCAGCAGGAGCGGUAGCAGAACAGUUUUGCACAAAUACUGACACCGGCACAGUUACGUCUAUUUUUAUCUUGUAAUCGACUGUCAGGUCCAAAAGUCUGACACCACUUGACCCACUCUAUUUCCAAAAAUGUAUUUGGAACGUGCUUGAGCUGAAAAUGAAGUGCUCUCCUUUUCCAGAUUGUACAGGUCACACUCCAUGUGCAGUAUUUAUUUUCCUCUUGAUCACGUAUCAGCUGCAGGUUUAGUUUGAUCACUGUAAAUAGUAACUUUAUAUAUUCAUCGCUUGUUCAUCGUUUGUUGUUCUGUUUCCGUCUGUGAUUCCGUGUGAUAACAAGUGAAGGAGGACUUGAAGUAUUUUUGCACUAAGCUCUGCGGGGAAGUCGAGAGCAAAAGAGCAUGACCCUUUAAUCUGAAUCUGUACAACACCGCAGACAGUAUUCAACAAUUCCAGUGAAGCUAAGACGUUGCGACUUCUGUCGAUUUGAAUUAUCUUGCAAUUCUUUGCAAACUUACUCUGCUAUGUGACAUUUUUAUUUUUUGUAUGUCUAAGAAAUAUCGAGUGAUGGUCACGGUGAAGUAAUCUGGGAUCGGCAAAAGCUUACUUAAUGUUUUACGAUGUAUUUUGCGAAGGUUCCAGUUAAAGUGAACUCUUUGCUCGGUAGCCCCCCCUACAGGAGAGUCAGUUUACAGGGCAGGAGAGCCGAGGAGUGGAAGCGUGAGCGACCAGCGUUGGAUACGACCGGCGUGCGAAUCCCGUCAUUUAGCGUCUUCCCGGGUCCUCACUCCACAAAGAAAUCACUUCGGACCUCCUGCUGUCAUACUCGCUAACAACCACAAGGGGCAUGUAAACACUAAAAAGCAUGUUUUGAUAUACGAGCUUGCCAAGAAUGAAACAUUUUGUACAUUUAGCCGGAGAUUUCACGUGAUGUCCCGUCGCUAGAGAAACCCAUAAUCGAGUCAACUGCUUGCAAGUUGCAGCCAUUAUUUGAUACUGUGUAUUUAUAUGAAUGGAACAUGCAUGUCGUCUCGGUGUUACCUCCAGUUUAUGAUUUUGAGUCAUUGUCAAAAGAGGAGUUUGAUCCAUUUUGUACGAUUUCUUAUGAGAAGCGAGUUCACUUCUCCACGUAUAAAACAUGAACAAAUAAAUGCUGCAUGCAGCCAGAUCCAA
Molecule: messenger RNA, 7478 nt
Organism: Hippoglossus stenolepis (Pacific halibut)
Lineage: Eukaryota; Metazoa; Chordata; Actinopteri; Pleuronectiformes; Pleuronectidae
Gene: kcnt1b
Product: potassium sodium-activated channel subfamily T member 1b
Exons: 35
Coding region: 502-4302 (1266 amino acids)
Biological process (GO): potassium ion transport
Cellular component (GO): membrane
Molecular function (GO): intracellular sodium-activated potassium channel activity
Source: RefSeq, a predicted model, not a curated record